AUGACGGCCACGACAGAGAAUUCCCAGGAGGUGAACCUCCAUGUGGACUAUGUGAUCCAUUACAGCUUCGGGGACACAGAUAAACCACAAGCCAUUGAACAGCUCGAGAAGCUGCUCCAGUCACUCGCCCAGGUUGGUUUGCAGGCAGAGGUCCGUCAAGGCGAUGAAGUGUCCCUGCUGGUCUUUGUGAAAGCUUCCGAGAAGCGCUUGAAGCGGGCGGUGUAUCGGUCGCGAGUACGCGACUGGCUCUAUGGUAUUCGCAAUGUCGAGCCUACGCCGUCGAACUCGACAGAGCCCCAGACGGAGGCUGAGCGCUUGCGGGUCAUUCAUCAUAUGAUGACGCUUCCUCGCGAGGAAGGUGGUGCGGCGAUUACACCUGGUCAUGGGCAGUGGAAGAAUGUUUCUGCUCUUUUCCCGCUUCAUGAUGUUGAAACAAAUAACAAGUGGAUGAGGGAGUGGAGUCAGAAGACUUUCCUUUCUGAAGAUGAUUUGGAUCAGAUUAGGAAUAAGUUUGGAGAGAGUGUUGGUUUCUAUUUCUCGUUCCUGCAGUCCUAUUUCCGCUUCUUGAUUUUCCCAGCUGUGUUUGGAUUCUCAUGCUGGUUCCUUCUUGGCGGGUUCUCCAUUAUCUAUACAGUGGUGAACUGCCUUUGGUGUAUUAUCUUCGUGGAAUACUGGAAGCGCCAGGAGGUGGAUCUGAGCUGCAGAUGGGAGACUAAGAAUGUCUCUGCUGUUCAAACCAAGCGGCGAGAUUUCAAGCCCGAGAAAGAGGUCUGCGAUCAGAGUACUGGUGAGAUGCACGGCGUCUUCCCGGCAACCAAGCGUAUGCAAAGACAGCUACUUCAGAUCCCCUUUGCUCUGGUCGCGGCAAUCGCUCUUGGCGCCAUUAUUGCAACGUGUUUUGCUAUUGAGAUUUUCAUCUCAGAGCUUUAUAAUGGGCCUCUGAAGACAUACUUGAUCUUCAUUCCCACCAUUCUUGUAUCGGCGCUUGUUCCAACUAUGAGUGCGAUCUUGACGUCGGUUGCAACGAAGCUCAAUGAUUACGAGAACCACGAGACAAACAACGCCUAUGAUGUGGCAUUGACCCAGAAGAUCUUUGUGAUCAACUUUAUCACGUCAUAUCUUCCAAUUUUCCUGACGGCCUUCGUGUACGUGCCAUUCGCCAGUCUGAUUGUUCCUUAUCUCGACGUCUUCCGCUUGACAGUCCGUCCUUUCGUAUCCAAGGAGCACGCCGUCACAAAGGAAUCGCACUUCCAGAUAGACCCUGCUCGUCUCCGCAACCAAGUCAUCUACUUCACUGUCACAGCACAGAUUGUUGGCUUUGCUAUGGAGACCAUUGUUCCCUUUGUUAAGCAACACGCGCUUCGCAAAUAUAAGAAGUAUAACAAGGAGCGGAAUGGCAAGGCGGAGCGCAACGGCGACAAAGAUUCCCCCGAGCGACCCGCAGUGUCAUACGAUGACCCGGCCGAGGAAGUGAAGUUCCUCACGCGCGUACGUAACGAGGUCGAGCUUUCUGAGUACGAUGUAACCGACGAUUUGCGUGAGAUGUGUAUCCAAUUUGGAUACCUGGCCCUCUUCUCACCCACUUGGCCACUUGCUCCACUCUCUUUCUUCGUGAACAACUGGGUAGAGCUUCGCUCCGAUUUCUUCAAGAUCUGCAUGGAAUUCCGCCGCCCGAUUCCACUUCGCACCGACACUAUUGGCCCUUGGCUGGAUAGCCUCGGUUUCCUCUCGUGGGUAGGAAGCAUCACUAGUGCAGCCCUAGUCUAUAUGUUCAGCGGCAACGCCUCACAUGGACCGAACGGCGAGCCGACAGAUAUAAAGGGCUGGGCCUUACUCCUGACAAUCUUCUUCGCGGAACACCUCUACCUGAUCGUGCGGUAUGCCGUACGAGCCGCCAUGGUUCGUCUGGAACCUCCAAACUCUCGUAAGGAACGUGGCGAGCGUUACCUCAUGCGCAAGCGGUAUUUGGAAUCCACACUACACGCUGAAACAGAUGAUGAGAAGGAUGACGGCGAGGGCAUUGCCGUGCCUGACUCAUCUUCCAUUUCACGCGCUUCUCUUGAAGAUGAUGCCCGGCAUGCGUCUUUGCAUGGUGUUGACCCGGCGGACCGGUUUUGGAUGCAUCAGCACGGCUGGGCCGAGUCAGCUAAGAUUGGUGCUGGGAUUAUCCACGCUCAGCCCGUCAAGAACAACGUGAAGAAGCAGCAGUAG
Molecule: messenger RNA, 2211 nt
Organism: Penicillium nucicola
Lineage: Eukaryota; Fungi; Ascomycota; Eurotiomycetes; Eurotiales; Aspergillaceae
Product: anoctamin family protein
Exons: 5
Coding region: 1-2211 (736 amino acids)
Biological process (GO): chloride transmembrane transport
Cellular component (GO): cortical endoplasmic reticulum
Molecular function (GO): chloride channel activity
Source: RefSeq, a predicted model, not a curated record